AUGCUUGAGAACAACCAGGGACUUGCAUCGAUCAACGAUUGUCACAAGCAUUUGUCUCUAUGUGAUUCAUUUGGCGAGGAUUUUUGGGUGAAAAAGCCGUCAGGCAGGGUCAUCAUAUGCAAAAACAAAGGGCAGAUUGGCGUAGUUACAAUUUAUGAGAGUGGGAAUAUUUUCAACCACAACAUCCUUCAAGUUGCAGGAGAACCACGCAGCACCAUCACAAUCCUUGAUGCGAAAUGGAUUGGCCAACAUCUCCCAAAGCAGUGGAAAGCAAUUUGCGAAAAAUCACAUCGUCGCAGCGAUCAAAGCAGUUGUCUUAUCUCGCAAGCCAAAACAUACUUGCAGCCCUCCAGUCCCCAGUACUUCGUGGAUACUUGGCUGAGAUGUCUUGCGCCAGCUUCUUCCGAUAUGAACUACAUAACCCUAAGUUAUGUUUGGGGACAAGUUCGGAAUUUUACGACUACAAAGGCAACUCUUGCGAGGCUCCAGAAACCAGGCGCUUUCAUUGAUCCGAAAGUUCUCGAGAAGCUACCAAAUACAAUCAAAGACGCCAUCAACCUGGUCGAAUAUCUUGGAGAAAGAUAUUUAUGGAUAGAUGCACUAUGCAUUGUACAGGAUGACGAUGAGUGGAAGUAUCAACAGAUUGACAACAUGGCCUCGAUCUUUGCAAAUUCCCAUCUGACUAUCAUCGCAGAGGAUGGAGACGAUGCAAACUACGGCUUGAGAGGACUGCGGGGGAUCUCCAAACCAAGGAAUUUCGUUCAAAAGGUGCACAAGCUUACGUCACGCCUGCAAGUCGUCGCUGUUUCUUUGUUCGACGAUAGACUACGCACACCGAGUCGUUGGGGGACAAGAGGAUGGACAUUCCAAGAAGACGUUUUCUCUACGCGACGAUUGAGAUUCCAUAGAGACAUGGUGCAAUGGGAGUGUAACGGAAACUACUGGAGGGAAGAGAGAGACAAAGUCCAUAAGAAUGUGAGGCUCGGCAGUCCUAGAUAUCUAUCCGAGAUUUUUGUAACACCUUUCCCUUCUCUUUCAGGCUACGUAGACCUUAUACAGGAAUACGGGAAACGGGAGUUCACAAAUCCAGAGGACGCAUUAUUCGCAUUUUCUGGAAUCACUACUGUCUUGAAUCGCACAUUUUCUGGUGGUUUUAUUGCCGGGCUUCCAUCCAUGUUUCUGGAUAUAGCUCUGCUAUGGCAGCCCACAUUUACUAUGCGACGGCGGACUACCAUGAUCAAGUCAGAUAUGCUUCCUUGUCUACCCAGCUGGUCUUGGGUCGGUUGGAUAGGACCAACUUCUUCUCAGAGCUGGGAUCCAGGCCAGUGCUAUAUCAAAAGGUCAUCACAGCCACGAGUUAAAGGUAGCAUGACAUCCCAUAGAGUCAUACCAAUCGUGCAGUGGAGUGUAAGUGAAACACUUCAAUCGACCAAGAAACAAGUCUUCAGGCCUUGGGAAAAAUACCAGUUCCAUAAUUGGGAUGAUUCCCAAUCUAUGCCGCAGGGUUGGACUAGGCACCAGUAUCAAUGUCGCGACUUGGUCUCUCAAGCGCCGCUCUACCUUCCUCCAAGAUCAACCGGAAGUGUUCGUAACUAUUUCAAGCACGAGAAGUUUCCGGACACGGAGUUUUGGCACCCUAUUCCUCUCAAUAACGAUGUUAACGGAUCAACCUGCCCUAACGCUCGAUAUCUGUCAGGGCGGACCCAAAGGGCAUGGCUCUACAACGGCAGUGUUUUCCAACCCAAGUGGAAUGACGGGCGAGUUCUACUAAAUGAUAGAUUUGGCGACUGGGCUGGCAUUCUAGGUCCAAACGACGAGAGUUCCAAGGAAAUAACACUGGAAGUCAACCUAAAAAUAGAAUUAAUAGCGAUAUCAAAAGGGCUCACGACUCCAAAACGCGAUAAUAAUCUCGACUUCGAAGAAUGGGUGAUCAAUGAGCAGCACAAGUCUCUGGAAAUCUACAACUUCUAUCAUGUCAUGUGGAUCGGAUGGGAUAAUGGCGUUGCGUACCGAAAAGCUCUGGGGCGCGUUCCCCAAGACAUAUGGGAACGGCAAGAGUUGGAAUGGAUAGAUGUAACGAUUGGAUGA
Messenger RNA from Mollisia scopiformis, 2088 nucleotides. RefSeq names its product HET-domain-containing protein. Lineage: Eukaryota; Fungi; Ascomycota; Leotiomycetes; Helotiales; Mollisiaceae. The transcript has a single exon. The record is from RefSeq and is a predicted model, not a curated record. The coding region runs from base 1 to 2088 and encodes 695 amino acids.